Molecule: messenger RNA, 486 nt
Organism: Rhizoctonia solani
Lineage: Eukaryota; Fungi; Basidiomycota; Agaricomycetes; Cantharellales; Ceratobasidiaceae
Product: kinase domain protein
Exons: 3
Coding region: 1-486 (161 amino acids)
Source: RefSeq, a predicted model, not a curated record
AUGCGUGGAUACGCGGAAGUGAGAUUUGUUAACCAGGUGUUAGCGAAGGACAAGAACGCUAAUCCUGAUCCUGCCUGCCUGUUGGUGGACUUAGGGAACGGAGCUGAUCUCAAAGUCGAGCGCAAUGAACAAGUCCUGAAAGAACGAACUGGGACUCCCAAAUUUAUUGCACGUUCCAUUUCGUGCGGAAGUUUGCUUCCCAGAGGGGACGAUGAUGAACAGAUGCCACCACUAGUCGAAUCGAUACUGAAUCAAAGUAAAUUCAUGCACACUACUGAGUAUCAGGUCCUCAAUAAUAUAACCUGGGUACUCAACCUCACAUCGAAUUUGCGCAUCGACUUUUCCACGACGCAGAAUCAACGUUUUGGGUUAUUGCUUGGACACUUGCUCGGUCUAUCAAAGAAGGGCACACACUGGAGCCCACACCCACCCAGAAUUCCGCCGCUUCUUUCACACCAUGCAAAGACACUUUCCGACCCCCAAUGA